Messenger RNA from Ipomoea nil (Japanese morning glory), 733 nucleotides. RefSeq lists its product as uncharacterized. The record is from RefSeq and is a predicted model, not a curated record. The transcript has 3 exons. NCBI's taxonomy places the organism in Eukaryota, Viridiplantae, Streptophyta, Magnoliopsida, Solanales, Convolvulaceae. Bases 25 to 381 code for a protein of 118 amino acids.
UCUGUCUCUCCCUAACCCUAGUUCAUGGUCUCCUCUCUGCCUCUGCCAUUUGGGCUCCUUUGCCGGUCUCCACCUCGCCGUCGGCCGUCCAAUCCAAAAAUUCGUCCCUUCUACAUCUCAGUUACUCCAUAUUCUACUUUCGGCUUCUCCACUCUUUCGUUGGAUUCCGCCCUCAUCUCUCGGCUCUCACAAUCACACUGUUUUCUCCCUCGUCUCUACCGCCUCACACCCUCCGCCCUCUGCCCUCCGCUCCUCACAUCCUCAGAUGCCAAACGGUCAGACCUCACUACAACACAGUCAGCUACUCAAGACCGCAACUCACCAACUCCUUCGUUUCUUCGUCCAGUCCUCUUUAAGGAAUCAAGUCUCUAUGGCAGAUAGGAUGAAUUUAUUGUUCUGUCACAGAAGAUAUUCUUACAGGAUUCAAAAUGCAUGCCCGUGGUUGGCGAUCAAUUUAUUGCAUGCCCAAGAGGCCAGCCGUUAAAGGGGUUCUGCACCUAUUAAUCUUUCAGAUCGUUUGAACCAAGUGAUUCGAUGGGCUUUGGGAUCUAUGGAAAUGUUUUUCAGUAGGCACUACCGUAUAUGGUAUGGAUAUAGUGGAAGGUUGAAAUGGCUAGAGAGAUUUGCUUCUGUUAACGCCACCAUAUAUCCAAUCACUUCAAAUGUUGAAAACCUAGGAGAUUAUUAGUUUAUAUUUAUUAAUAUAUUUCAUACUGUUUCAAACGAUGUAAUA